Messenger RNA from Scaptodrosophila lebanonensis, 1219 nucleotides. RefSeq lists its product as uncharacterized. Gene Ontology annotation, molecular function: cysteine-type deubiquitinase activity. Bases 322 to 843 code for a protein of 173 amino acids. The transcript has 3 exons. The record is from RefSeq and is a predicted model, not a curated record. Gene Ontology annotation, biological process: protein deubiquitination. NCBI's taxonomy places the organism in Eukaryota, Metazoa, Arthropoda, Insecta, Diptera, Drosophilidae.
UAAAUUUACUGUUUAUUUCAAAAGCACUUUAGGUACGUUUCACUUCUAUUUUCUCUCUCUACAUGGUAGUUCGCUAAGUUGGCCGAAUUGGCACCAGAAUUUCCUAUAAUUCCACGUACAAAAACAAAAAAAACAAAAAACCAAAAAAAACAAUUGCUUUUGGUAUGACAAAAGGGGCUAAAAUUCUCACUUCAUCACACCUGUGGUAUCUGUGUCCACCCAUCUAUCUGCGUGAAUGCAUUGUCAAAUCGCUCAAAAUAUUUCUUUCGCGUACAAGCGCCUUGUUGUCAUAUCGUCGCCACCAUUUUGCCCCAACGUUGCAUGUGCCGCCAGUGUGCGGGCUUUAGCUAUAUGGAUAUGGAGUUGCUGAAUGUGUAUGGCAGAGCCAUACCCCACUAUAUCAUCCCUAUAAAGGGCGAUGGGUCCUGUUUGUUCCGUGCUCUCUCUUUUGUGAUGUUUAAUACGCAGCACAUGGCGAAUAUCGUGCGCAAAGAAAUUAUAAGUCAUGUGGUCACCCAUUGGGCCCAGUUUGCUAUAAUGUCGCACGAUCAUCGUGGCAACAACUACUUGAAUGCCGCAGCCUAUUGGAACGACAUGUCGCAGCCGUAUACUUACGGCGGACUGUGCGAGCUGAUGGCGGCUGGCCAGAUAUAUCCGUACACCUUCGAGGUCUAUCGAAAUGGCGAGAUUUACACUCGUGCUGGCGACCAUGGAUUUCCGGUUCGACGCUUGCGCUUCACUGACGACCUCUCGAGCGGACACUUUGACGCCUACGUCAUUAAGGCAAAUGUUCAGCAAGCGAAGCACAGCAGUGUUGGUGCAUUGAUGCAUAAUAAUGCUUAACACCUUUAUCAAGACGGAGGUGCCAAUAAAAGCGACAAGGAGGGUGCUGUUAAUAAUGCACUUUAAAGAAGAAGGCGCUUUAAAAAGCCAAUGCAAAAGGACCAAAGGAACGCAAAACCAAAGGCGCAUAUCUGAGAUCUAAGAAAUGGAUGCGAAAGCAAAGAAAAUGACUGAAAACAACGUUGAUAGGUCUAAAUUAGUUCAGUUUUGAAAAACCCCUCCAUAAGAAAACUCUAAAUUAACUAGUAAUUACAUAUCAUAUCAUAUUCAUGAUUAAAAUACUUAUAUAUGGGCAAACUUUAUUGCUCUUCAUGAAAUAUAGUACCUUUGUUCCCCUUACGCUCUUCAUAAAAUAUAUUUCUUUUGUUUCCCUUUA